Olea europaea var. sylvestris is the source of this 663-nucleotide messenger RNA. Its product is annotated as calcium-dependent protein kinase 29-like. The coding region runs from base 1 to 663 and encodes 220 amino acids. Gene Ontology annotation, molecular function: calmodulin binding; ATP binding; calcium/calmodulin-dependent protein kinase activity. Lineage: Eukaryota; Viridiplantae; Streptophyta; Magnoliopsida; Lamiales; Oleaceae. Gene Ontology annotation, cellular component: nucleus; cytoplasm. The record is from RefSeq and is a predicted model, not a curated record. The transcript is spliced from 4 exons. Gene Ontology annotation, biological process: intracellular signal transduction; protein autophosphorylation; peptidyl-serine phosphorylation.
AUGAUAAUUUCAUUUUGCAGUAAUGGCUCCAAAAUUGGAGUGGAUGAGGACUCAAUUUGCAACAAAAUGAUGGCAGGUAGGUCACUUGUCACAAACUUUACUAAUAAAGCAACAUUUAGUGGGCCUUUUAUAUGGACCACAUAUAUCAUAAAGGAAUAUACUCCCGCAGGUCCCAAUCCGCCUGUAACGUACGGAAUUUCAACGAUGAAUAUUCGUUUAACAAAUCCAACUACCCGUCUAUAUGCAUACCCCACAUCCACAACGGUACAUACUGCGUAUUUCCAGAGAGAGAAACUGAUGACUGAGGCACUCAGGAAAGCUUACACAGUGAAGGAAGAGAUCGGGAGGGGGAAGUACGGCGUCGUAUUCAGGUGUCAUUCCGCCAUCACCGGCGACUGCUUCGCCGUGAAGUCCAUCGACAAGCGCCUCGUCCAAAACGAUGCCGUUGACAGGCAGUGCCUUUACAAUGAAGCCAAGAUCAUGCAGCUGGUUUCGAGCAAUAAUCAUCCGAAUGUGUUGAAAAUUUUCGAUAUUUACGAAGAUGAUAGCUUUCUUCACAUUAUACUCGAGUAUUGUCAGUCAUCGGAUCUUUUUGAUCGGAUAAAUGCCCGACCCAUAUUCACCGAAUCCGAGGCUCUCGAUGUCAUGGGCAUCAUAGAAUGA